AUGAUGAUGUCUUUACAGCCAAGUAGUAAACACAGCAUAGAUGAGCAUAGCGAAUCCAAUUCGAAACGGAUACGAAUAGACUCGUCUGACAAGACAUCAUUUUCUGACAAAAUGAUCAAAUCCUACAUCAAAUCUAUCAUAGACUCCUUAGACAAUGAGGAGAGUUUGGAUAAAAUGGAUAAACUGAUAUACAAACUCUCGUUGCCCCUAUCGCAUCCGGAAAGCUUACAGACUGACCAGUUAACUGCCAUAUUUAGUAUCCUAAGCAGUGAAAUUGGGAAAAUAGAUACCCGCAAAUGUCAUGGUUUAAUUCAAGGUCUCCUUAACGUCGAGACUAAGGAUUCAGACUUAAGUACAACAUAUUGCAAGUUCCUUUGUGUUCUAGUUUCUGCCUCACCUAAGUGGGUGGUAGAGAUUGUUUCUAAGCUGGUGUCUCGUUUUGUGGAAGGCAAUGUUAAGCUACUUCAUGACACUCUUAAGUAUAUUAUUUCCGUGGUGCCUACAUCGACCAACAUCAUCCAGAAACAGCUCGCCAAGAAGUUCCCUAAUAGAAACGACAAGAAAAAGUAUCUGGUUCACUACGUUGAGAAUUUGCUUUACGUCAGUGAGUAUUGUCCCCAGUUGGGCUUGAGUUGCUGGAGUUUGAUUGUGGAAAACUGUAUCAAAUUAGACGUCGAACUACAGAAUGAAAUAGAAGAAGCUGAUGACGAAGAUUUAGAGGCUAUGGAGGGCACGGAAGAUGGUGAUGACAACGAAAAUGAUUCCGAUAGUGCAAGUGAAGAUGACGAUUCCGAUGACGAUGAAGACGAUGCAGAUGACUUCGAUGAAAGUGUUGCUCUAGAUGAAGGCCCAGAGGCUAUUGACGUAGCGGAUCUUUCAGCUAAAUUAGAUUCCAUCAUGAUGAUCUUGAUGAAGACAACAGAUUCAUACUUUGUAUCUUCUGAUGAUAAACCACUAAUCACGUUCAACAAUCUCAUAUCAAUGUUCAGAACUCAUAUUUUACCUACGCACUACACCAGAGUUGUUCAGUAUCUUCUAUUUCAUGUCACACAAUACCAAUCUGAACUGAUGGACUCAUUUUUAGUCACACUGAUAGAUGUGGCUUUUCAGCCCAAGGAAAUGGUUUCCAAGAGAAUCAAGUCCAUGCAAUAUCUUGCCUCAUAUAUGGCAAGAGCUAAGAACGUGUCGAAAUCUCAGAUUGUGUUCAUUAUCAGCUAUUUAAUCUCCUGGAUAGAGAAAUACAUCCACGAAAGAGAAGAAGAAAUCAAUGAUGGUAGAGGAAUGGAUCGUUUCAAAAUGUUCUACUCUGUAUUUCAAUCAGUACUCUACAUAUUUUGCUUCCGCUAUUCGUCUUUAAAGACUGAUGCAAACACAUGGGAAUGCAACCUGGACAAGUUUUUCCAGAGGGUCAUAAUGUCCAAGUUUAACCCGCUCAAGUUUUGCAAUGACAACGUUGUUUUGAUCUUUGCCCGCAUAUCCCAAGAACAGGAUAUCUGCUAUUGUUAUUCCAUCAUUGAAUCUAAUAAGUGCGAGCGUCGAAAAGGUCUAACCGGUUCCACUUCAUCAACCAACCCAACGACAGGUUCAGGAAUUUCAUGGGAUCUCACAUCAAAACAGGAGUUUUCGGACCUAGCGGCCUAUUUUCCAUUUGAUCCUUUAUUUCUGAGACGAACAGCCAAGUUUAUCAGUCCCAACUACAUUGAAUGGGAUAAUCAUGACGAGAGUGACAGUGAUUAUUAG
Molecule: messenger RNA, 1740 nt
Organism: Komagataella phaffii GS115
Lineage: Eukaryota; Fungi; Ascomycota; Pichiomycetes; Pichiales; Pichiaceae
Product: Protein required for transcription of rDNA by RNA polymerase I
Exons: 1
Coding region: 1-1740 (579 amino acids)
Biological process (GO): transcription initiation at RNA polymerase I promoter
Cellular component (GO): nucleus
Molecular function (GO): RNA polymerase I general transcription initiation factor activity; RNA polymerase I core binding
Source: RefSeq, a predicted model, not a curated record